UUUUAAUACCUAGAUAAAGAAAUAGAAGGGGAUAUUGUUAUUGUUACAACCACGUAUAUACUGCAAGUUCACAGAUAAGGGGCGUCCCCCCGUACAAGCGGACAGCUACCCGUCACAUCUUUGUUGACAAAGAAGACUUAUCCGCGCCCGAAAGCACUCAUCUGUAGAUAUUUAAAUACAGUGGAAAGCACUCAUCUGUGGGAAAUUCAGUGAAUGAGAGAAAUUCGCUCUCCAAACAUCGGCGGCUGUUUUUGGACAAACAUCGAGCCACACUAACCUAAGGAGUUUUUGCACCCGCGUUAUUUGGAGAUUAACCUCUCUUGAAAUUGUGAAGACUCCGAAAGCUGUCCUGAAAGAAAUACUUUAGACUUUUUUCUUCGUAAAAAAGCAAUUUCAGCUAUGGCUACAGAAUCGUCUGAGGUGAAACUGACCAUUGGAAAUGAAAACGUGAAAGCAAAUGACGUCACAGGUGGAAUGGAAAUUGACAUUCAUGAGCGGGACCCCAACAACCUGCACGAUGACCUCAAGAUCCAGUUUCAAGAAAUAAUUGGGGAGCCUCAUACAGAUGUCUUCUCCAUUGACUGUGUGUGGACCAACAGCUUCAAGGUUUUCACUAACACGAAAAUCUGGUGCUACAGAAUCACCAGCUUGAUUUGCGCACUUCCGGUGUCCUUCUGCUGGGGAGUCUAUUUUGCAUGUUUUGCGUUCCACAACAUAUGGCUAUUGAUGCCAUGCCUGAAAGCCUAUGGAAUGAACCUACGGUUACUUCGAUCCUGUUUCAACAGCAUUAUAGAGACAUUCGUCAAGCCCUGCUACCUGGCGGCUGGUUAUAUUUUCUACAACAUCAGGAUAACGAAAGGAAGUGGGGACUGAUCUCAGAAGUGUUUCUGUGCGCAUGUGUGAAAUUUUCGUAACUGUGUACAUAAUAUAUGACCUGAUGCAAUACCGGCGACUCGAUCAUCUUUUGUCUAACAUAUCUUUAUUUUUCAAAUUGAAAGAUUCUCAUAUGUAAUUAUUCGGUUUCAUAUCUAAUAACUUUAAUGUUUGUAUGUGAACUGUAUUGUUAUCACACGCAUCCUGGGACUUGAACUCUCUCCUACGGUGAGUGUCUUACUUGUGACAUAUUGAUGUGUAAUGUACAUAUGAAUAAAGAUUAUGUAUAUAUAUAUGUAAAAAAAAAAAUCUCUCGACUUAAUGCCGUGAAAA
Ostrea edulis (European flat oyster) is the source of this 1206-nucleotide messenger RNA. Its product is annotated as caveolin-3-like. Gene Ontology annotation, biological process: caveola assembly. The record is from RefSeq and is a predicted model, not a curated record. Gene Ontology annotation, molecular function: molecular adaptor activity. Gene Ontology annotation, cellular component: caveola. Lineage: Eukaryota; Metazoa; Mollusca; Bivalvia; Ostreida; Ostreidae. The coding region runs from base 400 to 873 and encodes 157 amino acids. The transcript is spliced from 3 exons.